Molecule: messenger RNA, 2542 nt
Organism: Hordeum vulgare subsp. vulgare (domesticated barley)
Lineage: Eukaryota; Viridiplantae; Streptophyta; Magnoliopsida; Poales; Poaceae
Product: general transcription and DNA repair factor IIH subunit TFB1-3-like
Exons: 20
Coding region: 374-2317 (647 amino acids)
Biological process (GO): nucleotide-excision repair; transcription by RNA polymerase I; transcription by RNA polymerase II
Cellular component (GO): transcription factor TFIIH holo complex; transcription factor TFIIH core complex
Source: RefSeq, a predicted model, not a curated record
CCUUGUCUUCUUAUUUACGGACCAGUGCCACCGCCUACCCACACGCUCGCCCGGCCUCCUUUUCCCCUCGCCGUUCCUCCCUCGCUCAGACCGACGCGCGCCGCCGCCUCCGCAGUCUAAAUCACUCCCUGUGCCGGAGUCCCAGCUCCCCGCAGCGUCUCGUGUUCCGCCCCUCCAACGACUCCAGCCCCCGUCUGCACGCGCGAAGCCCCCCUUCCAACUCGACAUCGACACCAACCCCAUCGGCGCCGGCGCCGGCGACGCGAGGCGACCAGACGGCUGUCAUUUUCCCGAGGUUGGCGGGCGAACCCCUGUCCAGGUAGCUGCCUCGCCCUCCCCCUGCGCCGUUGAGAGCGAGGAGGAGGAGGAGGCGAUGGGGACCAUGACGAUCGGUGCCAAGUACAAGACCACGCUCAAGGACCCGGGCCACGGCGGCGUCCUCCGCAUGAGCGAAGAUAAGUUAAUAUUUACCCCUAACGAUCCACGCUCACUAAUGAAGCUCAGUGUAGAUUUCCGAAGCAUCAAAGGCCACAAAUUUAAUAAGGUUGAUGGUAGCAAACCAACACCGCCAUUAUUGAAUCUUUCAAAAGUUUCUGACAAGGGGGGAGGCUAUAUUUUUGAGUUUGACAAUGUUGGUAACCGUGAUUUGUGCCGUGAUUUUGUAGCUAGGGUUUUAGGUAAGCAUCAAGGUACUGUGCCUGCUAGACCAAAUGUACCUCCUGAAAAAUUAGCCGUGUCGACUGGUCCAGAACAGCUCAGUUCUGCCGAAAUGGAACGCCGGAUGAAAUUGCUACGAGAAGACAGGGAUGAACAUUUAAUCUUCGUGCGUUGUUUUAAGAGAAUGAUACAGACAGAUUUGCAGACUAUCAUAGCCAACCAGAGGAAACAUAGUUGCGCUGUAUUAUUGCCUCGUUUUGUCUUGUUUGAACCCUUCUCUGUUUGCAGUGAACUGCAGAAGUUGCAUAAGAAGUUUGUGCUUGGCAAUAUUCUGCAAGAGUCUGAAUUUUGGGCAACAAGAAAGAAUUUACUUGAUGAUGAAACAAACAAAUCAUCAAAACAAAAGCCAGGUUUCAAAAGUGCCAUGCUAGCUGAUGUUAGGCCAUCAGCUGAUGGACAGACAAACAAGGUUACUUUCAGUCUGACUACUGAGAUUAUCCAUCAGAUUUUUGCAGAAAAGCCAGCCGUGCAUCGGGCAUUUUUAGAUUAUGUUCCAAAGAAGUUGUCAGAAAAGGAUUUUUGGACAAAAUACUGUAGAGCUGAGUAUCUACUUAGGACAAAAAAUACUUUAGCGGCAAAAGCUGAAGCUGCUGACGAUGAGGAAUUAGCCAUGUUUUUGAAAAAUGAUGAUAUACUUGCCAAGGAGGCAAAGCUCAAGAUAAAACGAGUUGAUCCAACAUUAGACAUGGAGGCAGAUGCAGGGGAUGACUACAUUCAUCUUCCGGAUCAUGGGAUUCUCCGUGAUGGCAGCAGAGAGACAACUGAUACUGAUAGCGAGUUGGCUAGGAGAACACUUUCUCAAGAUCUAAAUCGGCAUGCUGCUGUUGUUCUUGAAGGGAGAUCAACAGAUAUUGAAUCAACUGAUACGAAGACUGUGGCUGAAGCACUUGCAAGGUCCAAGAAAGAACCACCUCCUAGCUCUGUUGCUGAUGAUGCUAGUCAUGAGAGGUUGGUAAAGGCGGCCCGCAUGACUGAGUUAGAGGAUCUGCAAGCUCCACGAAGUCUCCCAUAUGCACCACUUUGUAUAAAGGAUCCUCGAGAAUAUUUUGAUUCUCAGCAAGCAAAUGCUCUGAGACCUUUAGGUAACAACGAUGGAAGAAAGGCGCGCAGCUGCAGCCUGAGCGCCGAUGAUGCAUUCCGUCAUUUGAUGGAUCAAAUAUCUUCCGUGAAAAUGAACUGUCCGGUUGUUCAGGCAGAUGUUGCUCUGAAGGUUCUUAACGAAUUGAAUGAAGGAAUUUCACGUUCACGGAGGCUUAAUCUUAAGAAUCCCCAAGACAGUCUCCUUGGUCGUCUUCCUCACCGAACACGAGAUGAACUUAUGGAUCAUUGGACGGCUAUCCAGGAGUUGCUGCGCCAUUUUUGGUCAUCAUACCCGAUAACAACCGCAGUUCUUUCUAAUAAGGUUCAACGGCUUAAGGAAGCAAUGACACAGAUAUAUCAGAAGUUACAGGAUAUAAAGGAAUCGGCACAGCCUGAUGUACGGCAUGAAAUAUCUCAACUCGUAAAGCCCAUGACACAGGCGCUGGAUGCUGCAUUCUACCAUGACCAGCAGCAGAAAUCUUCAAAGUCCGGGACCGGGAGCAAGCCCAAUGGGUUUUGAGCAGAGAACACCACCCAUAAGGGUACAACCUGAUCACUGCUAGAGUGUAAAGGCUACCCACACCCGUGAGGAGGUCCUGUCGAAGAGGGCACUCCUGGAGGCUUUGAUUUUGCCGUGUAUUUUUCAUGUACACGUGGAACAUAAUAACGUGCUAACUUGCAAAUUUUGCCCUGGGCAUCUCGUAUUCCUCCCAUCCGUUUCAAGAUAGAAUCACCAUUCUGGUUC